Cokeromyces recurvatus is the source of this 1686-nucleotide messenger RNA. RefSeq lists its product as uncharacterized. Gene Ontology annotation, biological process: magnesium ion transmembrane transport; intracellular magnesium ion homeostasis. Gene Ontology annotation, molecular function: magnesium ion transmembrane transporter activity. Gene Ontology annotation, cellular component: membrane. The record is from RefSeq and is a predicted model, not a curated record. The coding region runs from base 120 to 1532 and encodes 470 amino acids. The transcript is spliced from 5 exons. NCBI's taxonomy places the organism in Eukaryota, Fungi, Mucoromycota, Mucoromycetes, Mucorales, Mucoraceae.
CUCUCCUCCUUCUUAUUUUCUCCCUUUUCUUUAUAUUUAUUCCCCUCCCUUUUUUUUUCUCCUGAACACUAUUAUAAGAAAGAUACAAUGAAUCUAAUUACACUCUUUUCUUUAUUCUAAUGGAUAUCAAUUAUUCAUAUUUUCGAUCCCAUAUUAAUGAUCACAAUGACGACCAUAAUGAGCAUAUUUUAUUAAACACUGAACCCAAGGACCUCGAUAAAUUGUUCUAUAAUCGAACAUCACAAUCAGUUGAGCAAGAUAUCUGUUAUCCAACAGACAAUAAAGACCACCAAAGUAGUAUUAUAUCGACAAAGAUACAAGCCAUAAAUAAAGAACGGAUUUUACCUAGUAAAGAAAUUAACUUGGACGCAUUAUCCUUGUUUACACAACAACAAUACCAACAUUUUGAAAAACCAUUAUUUAGUCUUUAUGGAGAUAACAAGACACAACCUAUCUUACAAAACUAUGGUGACUAUCGAUUUGUCUAUUAUCAUCCAGAUACAGGAUGUCUACGAGGCAGCAGCUUAAUGACGCUCGAAUUACCAGCCAAUUCUACUUUAAAGGAUCUUUUGACGAAAGAAAACUAUUGGAUCGACAUUACAUCCCCUUCAGAGGAUGAAAUGAAAGUUAUCAGUAAAAUCUUUCAUAUACAUCCACUUACAACUGAAGAUAUUAUGUCGCAUGAAAUAAGAGAAAAAUGUGAUGUAUUUCGACAUUACCUCUUUAUUUCAUAUCGAGCCUUCUUACAUGAUAGAUCUCAUUUACUAAAGCCUGUAACAUUUUAUAAUAUUGUAACCAAGAAACACAUUUUGACUUUUCAUUUUGGACAAGUACCUCACAUUUACCAUGUUCAAGAACGUGUCAAGCAGCUCCAAGAUUAUAUUGAAAUUGUUCCUGAUUGGAUCAACUAUGCAGUUAUUGAUGAAAUCACCGAUAGCUUUGCACCUCUUAUUCAACAGAUUGAAUCUGAAGUAGACGCCAUUGACGACCUUGUACUGCUCUAUAAAACAGAUCAAUCUGAUAUGAUUUUACGUAUUGGAUCAUGUCGUAAACGUGUAAUUCAGAUGGUGCGUCUGUUGGGGACGAAAAUAGAUGUUGUAAGAGGAUUGAUGAAACGCAUUAGAGAGGAAGAAAGGAAACAAUGGAUAGAUGAAGAUGAUCGAGAAGAACAUCAGCGAAUUUAUCCCGAUGUAGGACUUUAUUUGGGCGAUGUACAAGAUCACAUUUUAACCAUGUUACAAAACUUGAGUCAUUAUGAGACAGUUUUAACAAGAUCUGAAUCGAAUUAUUUAGCUCGAAUAUCCAUUGAACUCACACAGACAUCGAAUUCAACUAAUCAUGUGAUUGGACGAUUGACUAUCUUUGCGACAGUAUUAUUACCAAUGAAUCUCAUUACUGGUCUUUGGGGAAUGAAUGUGAAGGUACCAGGAAAAGAUUAUGAUAAUCUUUUGUAUUUUUUUUGGAUUGUGUUUAGUCUUAUCCUAUUCGCCAUUCUAUCUUUAACGUUGGCAAAGAGGUUAAACUUAAUAUAAAUAAAGAAGCCGGCUGUUUAAUUUACAUAAUAACGUCAUUUCAUAAAAUUUAUUGUUGUUGUUGUUGUUGCUGCUGCUGCUGCUGAUAUAAAAUACGCUUUGUCUUACUUUUUAUUUAUUUAUUUAUUUGUUUACUUUAUUUUAUUUUAUUUUU